This is a messenger RNA of Lepisosteus oculatus (spotted gar), 1309 nucleotides long. RefSeq lists its product as uncharacterized. NCBI's taxonomy places the organism in Eukaryota, Metazoa, Chordata, Actinopteri, Semionotiformes, Lepisosteidae. The record is from RefSeq and is a predicted model, not a curated record.
GAAUUUCUGCAGACUGGAGUGGAUGCACCGAGCAAAUAGUUAUCCUCCAACUACUAGCAUGGACAGCUCUUCUAUUUUCAAUUAUACCUUAUUUCUUUUUCCCGAUUAAUAAUCAAUCCGUGAUCCAAAAUGGACGAUCUGCCACCAGCUACAGUUAUCGAUAACGGAUCGGGGCAAAUCAAAAUUGGUAUCUCUGGGGAGAGGGAACCUAGGUUUAUAUACGAAAACAUAAUUGGAAGCCCUAAGGCUACAUCUGCUACCCAAGUUCCAGAUCUGAAAGACUUUUAUAUUGGAAAAGAAGCGUGGGACAAAAGAGACAACUUGACCAUUCAGUACCCAGUGGAGAACGGCACUGUGGUCUCCUGGGACAACAUGGAGAUGGUGUGGAAGAAUAUCUACCGCAGUGAUCUGAAGUGCGACUCCAGGGAGAUGGCGGUUUUGAUGACUGAAUGCCCAGGCAGCCCUGCCGCGCAGAGAGAAAAGAUGUGCGCGUUGAUGUUUGAGGAGUUCAAUGUGCCGGCCUUCUACGUGGCCGUCCAAGCUGUUCUCGCCCUUUUUUCCACCGGCCGCAUAACCGGCUGCGUCCUGGACAUCGGGGACGGGGUGUCCCACGCGGUGCCAGUUUACGAGGGGUACUGUCUCCCCCAUGCAGCCCUGAGACUGGACCUGGCCGGCAGAGACAUCACAGAGUAUCUGGCAAGUCUGCUCAAGGACAACGGGGUGUCCUUUGCGGGCGCCGCGGAGGAGGAUAUCGCCGGAGACAUCAAGGAGAAGGUCUGCUAUGUGGCUCUGGACUCACAGCUCGAGUUGGCCAAGCCAACAGAUGAAGCGGAGAAAUACUUCAGGCUCCCAGAUGGGCAAGUGGUAACAGUGCACACUGAGAGAUUCAGAGCGCCAGAGAUACUCUUCCGACCCGAAGAUGUUGGCAUGGAGGCGCCUGGGGUGGACAGGCUGUUAUUCAAAACUGUUAUGAAGAGCGACGUCGACCUGAGGAGCACCCUGCUAGAGAAUAUCGUCCUCUCCGGCGGCUCCAGUCUUUUCCCCGGCAUGGAGAGGAGGAUAAAAAAGGAAAUAAGCACCCUCGCUCAGCCCGGGAUGGCAGUCAAAGUCUUCGCUCCCCCAGAGAGGAAAAUAUCCACUUGGCUGGGCGGGUCAGUGCUGUCCUCGCUUUCGGCCUUCAGGGAGAUGUGCAUCACGCCCGCAGAAUAUGAAGAAGUUGGGCCCAAUAUAGUGCACCAAAAGUGCUUCUGAAGACGAGUGCAACGAGCAGUGUUUUGGCCAAUAAAAAUGUGGAGAUCUGCAUAAACUA